AUGUCGCCGGAACAGGAGGCAGUGAAGCUAAGAAGUUUUCAGCGUGGCAAAAGGACAUUCAAAAGAGAUGAUCAUCAGAAAACUGAAGCGAUGAAGCAAAGCCACGACAUCAAUCUUCGAAAGGAAGACAAUCAAAUCGAAAGAUUGAAGAAAUUGGCCGAAAACGAAGGUCAAACAUCGGCAGAAGAGUCAAUUGAUGUGACGCUUCGAGUCAAUGGGCCCGCUUCGGAACUUGACAGGACCGCAAACGAUUCAAAAUCGGAAACAGAGAGGAGUAAAGAGAAGGCCGGCAGAGGAACUCGGAUAUGUGGAGACAAACGUGACACGGGCAGAGCAAGUCACCAGGAGAAACACGCAGAAACGACACAUGAUCUACAGAGUCCGUCGAGCAUUCUCAAGAGAGCUGGCAACGGAUCUCACUAUAAGUCGAAUUGGAAUAGCUACGUAAGCCAAGGAACGAUGGACUACUGUCGGCAGAGCUAUCAGUAG
This is a messenger RNA of Caenorhabditis briggsae, 489 nucleotides long. The transcript has 4 exons. NCBI's taxonomy places the organism in Eukaryota, Metazoa, Nematoda, Chromadorea, Rhabditida, Rhabditidae. The record is from RefSeq and is a predicted model, not a curated record. The coding region runs from base 1 to 489 and encodes 162 amino acids.